GUCAGUGUCACUGUCAGAAUUUUACCUGGUCAAAUGAAGUUCUAAACUGGAACGCAAAGCAAGGAUUAUAUAAACAUUAUUUAUUGGAAAAAAUAAAAUCUGUUAUCUAAUCAUCACACCAUGGGAUUGCUAAAAAAGACUACUGGCCUUACGGGCUUGGCAGUUUCUGCUAAUCCUCAUCACACUUUAGGAGCUCUUUAUGGGAAAAUCUUAAGAACACUCCAAAAAAUGCCUGAAAAUGCAGUAUAUAGAAAACACACUGAACAAAUUGUUCGUGAAAGAGCGGCUGUUCUUCAACAGACCAAAGAUGUGAGUGAACUGGAACAGAAAAUUAACUGUGGACAAGCUGAAGAACUAAUUAUUCAAGCUGAAAAUGAACUUAAUCUGGCCCGUAAGAUGUUAACCUGGAAGCCUUGGGAGCCUCUUGUUGCAAAGCCACCCAAAGGACAGUGGGACUGGCCACCAGCACAGCAAUAAUCUACGUAUAUAAAUAUUCUGAAUAGGUCACC
Molecule: messenger RNA, 509 nt
Organism: Chilo suppressalis (striped riceborer)
Lineage: Eukaryota; Metazoa; Arthropoda; Insecta; Lepidoptera; Crambidae
Source: the annotation of a GenBank genome assembly